AUGGACGAACAAUGGCAAACGGAUCUGUGUGACAUGCAGGCGUUACGCUCGUACAAUGACGGGUACAACUACUUACUCACCGUGAUUGACGUGUUGAGCAAGUACGCGUGGGUGGUCCCUCUCAAGGACAAGACGGGCAAACGGCUCGUCGAGGCGUUUGAGUCGAUUUUCGAGGGUGGACGCCAGCCAGAAAAACUUCAAACGGACGAUGGCACCGAGUUCAAGAAUCGAAUCUUCCAGCCGUUUCUCAAAUCCAAGAGGAUCCAACACUUUUCCACGCGAAGUGAAUUGAAAGCUUCUGUGGUCGAACGAUUCAAUCGCACUCUCACGACCUUGGUUUACGCACAAGGAGACACGCCGUUACGUGGACAUGUUACCGCAAUUGGUGCACAAUUACAAUCACUCGUACCAUCGUAG
Nematostella vectensis (starlet sea anemone) is the source of this 417-nucleotide messenger RNA. RefSeq lists its product as uncharacterized. The transcript has a single exon. Gene Ontology annotation, molecular function: nucleic acid binding. Gene Ontology annotation, biological process: DNA integration. The record is from RefSeq and is a predicted model, not a curated record. NCBI's taxonomy places the organism in Eukaryota, Metazoa, Cnidaria, Anthozoa, Actiniaria, Edwardsiidae. Bases 1 to 417 code for a protein of 138 amino acids.